Molecule: messenger RNA, 1174 nt
Organism: Euleptes europaea (tarantolino)
Lineage: Eukaryota; Metazoa; Chordata; Lepidosauria; Squamata; Sphaerodactylidae
Gene: PHYHIP
Product: phytanoyl-CoA 2-hydroxylase interacting protein
Exons: 5
Coding region: 156-1148 (330 amino acids)
Cellular component (GO): cytoplasm
Molecular function (GO): protein binding
Source: RefSeq, a predicted model, not a curated record
UUUCUGCUCUCGGGACGCGCGCGGCUUGGCAAGCGCUCCUCGCCCGGCUCUCGCCUGCUCCUGAACCGAGGCGCGCUCCCAACGCAACCGCAACCACGUUAACUUCACAGAGGUCCGGGGUCUCCUGCGGAGCCAGGAGCCGAACUGGUCGGAUCAUGGAGCUGUUGUCUACACCACACAGCAUUGAGAUCAACAACAUCACAUGUGAUUCGUUCCGGAUCUCCUGGGCCAUGGAUGUUGGAGACCUGGACAGAGUCACCCACUACUUCAUUGACCUGAACAAGAAGGAGAACAAGAACUCCAAUAAAUUCAAACACAGGGAUGUUCCUACCAAGCUGGUAGCCAAGGCGGUUGCCCUGCCCAUGACGGUGAGGGGCCACUGGUUUCUGAGUCCCAGGACUGAGUACAGCGUGGCAGUGCAGACAGCAGUGAAGCAGAGUGACGGGGAGUACCUUGUGUCUGGAUGGAGCGAAACCGUCGAAUUUUGCACAGGGGAUUACGCUAAGGAGCAUUUGGCCCAGCUGCAAGAGAAAGCCGAACUCAUUGCAGGGAGGAUGCUCAGGUUCUCCGUCUUUUAUCGGAAUCACACCAAGGAAUACUUCCAGCAUGUCCGAAUGCACUGUGGAAACGUCAUGAAGCCAUACCUGAAGGACAACAGUGGCAGUCACGGCUCACCCACCAGCGGCAUGCUGCAUGGCAUCUUUUUCAGCUGCAACACCGAAUUCAACACAGGCCAGCCUGCACAGGACUCACCUUACGGCCGUUACCGUUUGCAAAUCCCCGCCCAGCAGCUUUUUAGCCCCAACACCAACCUCUACUUUGCGGACCUCUACUGCAUGUACACCGCCUAUCACUACGUCAUCCUGGUCCUGGCACCCAAAGGCUCUCCGGGAGACCAUUUCUGCCGGGAGCGUCUGCCCCAGUUAGACAUUUCCUGCAACAAGUUCCUGACCUGCUCCAUGGAGGACGGCGAGCUCGUCUAUCACCAUGCUCAGGACGUCAUCUUGGAGAUCAUCUACACUGAGCCGGUUGAUCUCAGCCUAGGCGUUCUGGGAGAAAUCAGUGGCCAUCAGCUUAUGAGCCUUUCAACCGCCGAUGCCAAGAAGGACCCCAGCUGCAAGACGUGCAACAUCAGCGUGGGGCGCUAGAGACUGGGGAGAGGUGGGGAGGGAAG